UCGGCGCGUGAGCGAGAGUCGCUCCUAAGCGCUGCUGCAUCUACUGCGAUGUGACGAGGAAUAAUAAUAAACACCGCGGUUUUCUCCCUCCUUCUUCUCCAAGAAGGUCACAUACUGCGGAAAAGACUAAACUGGUCGCGAGAUCUUUCACACGUGCUGUCUCCGGGCUUAGCUGCACAGUCUGGUGAGGAAUAAAAUGAAGUGGGAACACGGUAUGGAGUGAGCGCAACAACUCUGAAGGUCUGGCCCGAAGCUUUGCACGGCGCUCGUGGAUGUUCUCAGGAGGCGAGGGGAAUCCCGAAACAUCUAAACAAACGAGCACGCAAUCUCUCUCUCUCUCUCUCUCUCUCUCUCUCUCUCUCUCUCUCUAUAUAUAUAAACACUCCAAACGGGAGUGAAUGCUCUCCAUCAUCGGUGCAUGUCUGUAUCCUGCGUAGCUGCAUUGCUCGAGCAGCAGGAAAUGUGAACUCUUGGCAGUGUGUCCCGGGAGCGAGUGAAUGUGUGUGUGAGUGGAAGAAGCGGCGGAAUGGAGCGCACGGAGCAGGAAGCGGAAGGACCGCACGGGCCGCAGAGGCUUCGGCCCUCCUCGUACCGCGCACUGCGCAGCGCCGUGUCCAGUCUCGCGCGCAUCGAUGACUUCGUCUGCGAGAAGAUCGGCUCGGGCUUCUUCUCCGAAGUGUUUAAGGUGAAACACAGGGUGACGGGGCAGGUGAUGGCACUGAAAAUGAACACUAUUGCCAGUAACAGAGGCAACAUGUUGAAAGAGGUGCAGCUCAUGAACCGUCUCAGCCACCCCAACAUCCUCAGGUUUGUGGGAGUGUGUGUGCACGAGGGACAUCUCCAUGCUCUUACAGAGUACAUUAACGGUGGAAACCUGGAGCAGCUGUUGGAAAGUGAGGUGUUCCUGUCCUGGGCAGUGAGGAUGAGCCUCGGCCUGGACAUUGCACAAGGUCUGCAGUACCUCCACAGCAAGGGGAUAUUCCACAGAGACCUUACCUCAAAGAAUUGUCUGGUGCGUUGGGAGAAUGACGUUUGCACUGCUGUGGUUGGAGACUUUGGCCUGGCAGAGAAAAUUCCAGAUUAUAGUGAUGAGACACAGAAGCAGCCGCUGAGCAUUGUGGGCUCUCCAUACUGGAUGGCUCCUGAAGUGCUUAGAGGGGAGCAGUAUGAUGAAAAGGUGGAUGUUUUUGCCUAUGGCAUUAUCCUCUGUGAGAUCAUUGGUCGGAUUCAGGCAGAUCCAGACUUUCUGCCCCGGACAGAGGAUUUUGGUUUAGAUGUGGAAGCAUUUCAGCAUUUGGCAGGAGAAUGUCCCCCUGCUUUCUUCAGCCUAGCAGUCACCUGCUGUUGUAUGAAGGCACAAAGUCGCCCUCCAUUUUCUGAGAUAGUGGUCAAGUUGGGGAGAAUCAGUGCUGGGCAGCAGACGGUGCAGAUGGGACCUGUGGAGGGAGAACCAGUUACUCCUAGUUCCAAGUCCCCGAGCAUGAGAAGAUCAUCUUUGGGUGCCAUGGUGGAAGAUCAGCUGUCUUCGAGUAAAUCAGAUGUAUCUCCUGUCCAGAGUACACCGGCUCGCGUCAACCCCUUCUCCCAAAGGCACGACCUCAACGGCGGCCGUAUUAAACUUUUUGACACCCCCAGCAAAUCGGUCAUCUCGCUCACCUUUACCCUGCCCCCACCCCUUGAUCCAUGCAGCCCCACCCCCUGUGAGAAAGCACCAUCCCGGUCCCAUAGACGCUGCCAGUCUCUGCCCUGCACACCGGAGGACAUCCAGUCAUUAAGCAGUAACACAAACAGUAAUGCUCCCCCAAGUGCAACACCUACAAAAACUUUAACAACGGCAGCUUGUGUUGCUGAUCUUCCCCGUGUGGACAGUGAUAGUAUGGCGAACAUUUACACAGAAGUUGAACAGGAUCAAGUGUUUUGUUCUCACACAGAUGGUCUAAAUUUACUGAAUGAACCUGAGAAUGAGCACAGGACCAUAAAAAACUUGAUUCAUGAACAACUGGUAGUGGAGGAUUGCACGGACAAGCUGAAGGACUACACACACCAAGCGGACGACUCUGGUGUUCCCAUAGAUCUUGAGUUAAUGUCCAUAGAUCAUCUGACUCAGGGGAGUAUCGAGGAAGCCAUGGACUGCAUCAGCUCUCCAAAUACACCAUGUGAUUCACCCAAAAGCCUCACCAAUGGCUGGAGCCCACCUGAAUCUAACAGACCUCCAUUUGUACCCCCUAUACCUGAUUUCGACAACAACAACAGCCCACUGCAACCUUUGAAUAUUCCUGCCAACGGUUUCAAUGGUUCCACGACCCCUGUGACCCCUCCAGAACAGGAUGAGGUUGUAGCAUGUUCAGCCUGCUGCCUCGCAGGAUUCUCUUUUCCCUCCAUGUGCUACCGGGGCACGCGCCACAACCCCUACAAGAACUUAAACGGUGAUUCGACCACGAGGGAGCUGCUGUGCAGAGUGCAGCCAUCUUCACCUCCUGCACACAGCUCUCACAAUUAAGGGUGAACCGCAUGAGCGAGGACACUGCACAUUUAUCCUGCGCCUUAAAACCUGCUGCUGUUGCACAUUGCUCAAAAAGUGUUGAAUUGUGCUGGGGCUUAGUUUAUGACUUUCAAAUGGUUUAAUGGACAUUUCCUUGAGAAAACUGAGAAUAUUGUAUAAAAAAGAAAAAAAUUAUUGCACAGCUGAGCUGUUAAUGUGUACAAUAUAAUUAGGAGGUGCUGAGCAUUGUGUAUGUAACUAUGCCUUUGUAUUUAAAGAAAGAGACAAAUCUGA
This is a messenger RNA of Silurus meridionalis, 2776 nucleotides long. RefSeq names its product testis associated actin remodelling kinase 1b (gene tesk1b). Gene Ontology annotation, molecular function: protein serine/threonine kinase activity; ATP binding. The record is from RefSeq and is a predicted model, not a curated record. NCBI's taxonomy places the organism in Eukaryota, Metazoa, Chordata, Actinopteri, Siluriformes, Siluridae. The coding region runs from base 527 to 2500 and encodes 657 amino acids. Gene Ontology annotation, biological process: protein phosphorylation; positive regulation of stress fiber assembly; actin cytoskeleton organization. Gene Ontology annotation, cellular component: nucleus; cytoplasm. The transcript has 11 exons.